ACCGAGCCUGGAGCCUGACGCAAGGUAGCGCACCCAGAGAACAGCGAGAGAGAGAGAGAGAGAAGAUGGACGGAGUGGGAUCGUUCGGAGCGGGCCUGGCAGGUGCUGCCUUCGACCCGGUUUCCUUCAUCAAGCAACCGACCACCAUCCUCAGGGUCCUGUCCUGGGUAUUCUCCCUGGUGGUGUUUGCCUCUAUAGUGAACGAGGGCUAUGUGAACCUGGGUAGUGAACGUCUCCACUGUGUGUUCAAUAAGAACGCUGAUGCGUGUAACUACGGAGUGUUCUGUGGUCUGGUGGGCUUGUUGCUGUGUUCCUUCUUCUUCCUGCUGGAUGUCAAGUUCCAACAGAUCAGCUCUAUUAAGGACAGGAAGAAGGCUGUGAUGCUGGAGGUCGGCCUUUCAGGUUUCUGGACGUUCCUGUGGUUUGUGAGUUUCUGUUUCCUGGCCAAUCAGUGGUCUAGGACCGCCCCUAAGGACCUGCCACUCAACCAGGGGGCCGACGCAGCCAGGGCCUCUAUCGCCUUCUCAUUCUUCUCCAUCCUCACCUGGGCUGGUCUGACGGUGCGUGCAGUCCAGAAAUAUCUCCUGGGAACAGACAUGACCCUCUUCACCACCGACCAUCUGGACGGAGUCGCCCCGGUAACACCAUACCCCCCCACCACCGGGGGCGCCAUCGAGCCCAGCGACAACUACCAGAGCCCCCCGUUCACAGAGGGGCUGGAAGCCCCCGCUCCCACAUACCAGGUCCCCAUAUACUAGCACCCCCCUGUCCUACAAGUCCCUCCC
Salvelinus fontinalis (brook trout) is the source of this 785-nucleotide messenger RNA. Its product is annotated as synaptogyrin-3-like. The record is from RefSeq and is a predicted model, not a curated record. Gene Ontology annotation, cellular component: neuromuscular junction; synaptic vesicle membrane. Bases 66 to 758 code for a protein of 230 amino acids. The transcript is spliced from 4 exons. Lineage: Eukaryota; Metazoa; Chordata; Actinopteri; Salmoniformes; Salmonidae.